Molecule: messenger RNA, 294 nt
Organism: Aureobasidium musti
Lineage: Eukaryota; Fungi; Ascomycota; Dothideomycetes; Dothideales; Saccotheciaceae
Source: the annotation of a GenBank genome assembly
AUGGUUCUCAAGAUCCGUCUUGCGCGCUUCGGCAAGCGCCAUGCGCCUUUCUACAACAUUGUCGUCGCCCACGCCCGAACCGCACGCGGCAGCAAACCUCUCGAAGUCCUCGGCACAUACGACCCCAUUCCCAAAACGCCCACCGACGGCAACGAGACGGCGAAAAAGUUCAAGGAUAUCAAGCUCGAUGUUCACCGCGCAAAGUACUGGUUGGGUGUUGGUGCUCAACCGAGCGAGCCUGCUUGGAGGCUGCUUAGCAUGGUGAGUCUUUUCGCCGGCAGAGAACAAGAAUGA